AUGAAUAAUCUUAGCAUCAACGUAUAUGGUAUAGAGUCAGAAUUUACGGAUAAUUUAGAUAGUAUUGAGUCAAUCCAUCAUUUUACAUGGAUACAUAAUCUUUCUGGAUUAAUUAAAAGUCAAAUAUCUCUAGGUAAACACAAAUUGUACUUUUGCGAUCGUUGCUUGAAUCAUUUUAAACUUAAAAAAUGUUAUGAAGAUCACCGAGUAGAUUGUUUCAAAUCUAACAAAGUUCGUAUGAACUUUCCUAAUGAAAAAAAUCGAAUUUUAAAAUUCAAAGAUUUUAAUUCUAAAGAUACUGUACCGUUUGUAGUUUACGCGGAUCUAGAAUGCAUACUCGAACCCCCGGGAGAUGAUGAAAAGAUAGUUCAUAAACAUGUUCCACACAGUAUUGCUUACUAUGUACAUUGUAGCUAUAAUAACACACUAUCGAGAUUUGAAUUAAACCGUUCUCCUGAUUGCAUCAACUGGUUUGUUAAACAAUUAGAGUCAUUAGCUCUAGACUUUGAAAAAAUUCUAAAGAACCCUAUCAAAAUGAAACCUCUUACCAAAGAGCAACAAGAUAGGCAUAAUCAGUCAACUGUUUGUCAUAUCUGUGAAAAACCGAUUACUUCCGCUUCUGAUAAAAUCUAUGAUCACUGCCAUUUUACAGGUAAUUACAGAAAUGCAGCUCAUAAGUCAUGUAACGUUAACUAUCAGAAAUCCACUAUUAUUCCCAUUGUCUUUCAUAAUUUAUCCGGUUACGAUUCACACUUCAUUAUUAAAUCUCUAGCCACACUAUUUGAAGGAGAAGUUUCAUUAUUACCUAUUAAUAAAGAGCGAUACAUUUCGUUCACAAAAAACGUUAAAAAUACUUCAGUCUCUUUAAGAUUUAUUGAUUCAUUCAGAUUUAUGGCUUCAAGUCUAGAAAAAUUAGCUUCAUACCUUGAUGAUACCGAUAAGAAAAUUACACAAUCUCACUACCCUGACCCUAGCAAAUUCAAAUUAGCAACACGUAAGGGUGUAUUCCCAUAUGAAUACAUCGAUAGUAUUGAAAGACUUGAUGAAAAACAGUUACCUGAUCAAGAUUCAUUUUUUUCAAAAUUAACCAACUCUACUAUUUCCGAUGAUGAUUAUACGUUUGCUCAAGUAGUCUGGAAUGAGUUUAAUAUCAACACGCUUGGAGAGUAUUCAGAUCUAUAUUUAAAAACAGAUGUACUUCUCUUGGCUGAUGUUUUUGAAAACUUUAGACACAGUUGCUUCAAAACAUACAAUCUAGAUGCACUUCAUUUUUAUACGGUUCCCGGUCUAUCAAACUCAGCAAUGUUAAAACAUACCGGUGUGGAACUUGAACUAUUGACUGAUCCCGAAAUGCUUCUUUUCAUUGAAAAGGGUGUUCGCGGAGGGGUAUCGAUGUGUGCUAAUAGGUAUGCCGAAGCUAACAACCGGUACAUGGGUAGAGAUUUUGAUUCAAGCAACCCUGAAACCUAUUUAAUGUACUAUGAUGUAAAUAAUUUGUAUGGUGCAGCAAUGAGUAUGUCACUGCCAAAGGGUAAAUUUGAAUGGGUUGAAGAGGUAGAUAAUGUAGAUCAGUUUUUCAAUGAUGAUGAAAGUGUAGGCUACAUCCUUGAAGUAGACCUACACUAUCCUGAGAAAUUACAUGAUCUACAUAAAGAUUUGCCUCUCUGCCCUGAACAUUUUAUACCACCCGGUAGUAAGCAACAAAAACUAACAACAACAUUGUAUGAUAAAAAUAAUUAUGUAAUACAUUAUAAAAACUUAAAACAAUGUUUAGAUUUAGGUCUAGAACUUAAGAAAAUACACAGAGCCUUGAAAUUUGAGCAGUCAGACUGGCUCAAAUCAUAUAUUGAUAAAAAUACUGAGUGUCGAAAGCUUGCUAAAAAUGAUUUUGAGAAAAAUUUUUACAAGUUGAUGAACAACGCGGUAUUCGGAAAAACAAUGGAAAAUGUUCGUAAAUACAAAGAAGUUUGGUUAAGAACAAAGUGGGAGGGGCGUUAUCAGGUAUCAGACCUGAUUUUUAAGCCAACUUUCCACAGUGUUACUAUAUUUGAUGAGGAUAUGGCUAUAAUUGAAAUGAAAAAAGCUAAAGUUUUAUUUAAUAAGCCAAUCUAUGUAGGCUUCAGUAUAUUAGACUUAUCCAAGACUUUUAUCUACGACUUCCAUUAUAAUUAUGUAAUAAAAAAUUAUGAAACGACAUCUAAAUUAUUGUAUACUGAUACAGAUAGUCUUAUUUACCAAUUUAAUGUACCGAAUGUAUAUGAAGACAUCAAACGUGAUAUCUCAAGGUUUGAUACCUCCGACUACCCGCCCCAAAAUGUCUUCAACAUGCCGUUGGCAAACAAAAAGGUCCUGGGGCUCAUGAAGGACGAGAACAACGGAAAAAUCAUGUCCGAAUUCGUGGGUCUCAGGGCCAAGCUGUAUGCCUUCGAGAUUUAUAAUCCUGAAAAGGAAAAGGACAGGAUCAAGAAACGGGCAAAGGGUGUUGGAGGAUCAGCCUUGAAGACAAUUACGUUUGAUGACUUCAAACGGUGUCUGUUUGAAAACGUAUUGUUAAGAAAAGAGCUGUACAUGAUAAAAAGUAAAAAACAUCAAGUACAUACAAUAAAGCAGGAGAAACUUGCUCUCAGUUGGGCUGAUGAUAAGCGCCAAUUAAUCGAGGCCAGCACAGACACUGUACCUUGGGGGUACAAAGGCCCAAUAUUAUAA
This is a messenger RNA of Cotesia glomerata, 2706 nucleotides long. RefSeq lists its product as uncharacterized. NCBI's taxonomy places the organism in Eukaryota, Metazoa, Arthropoda, Insecta, Hymenoptera, Braconidae. The record is from RefSeq and is a predicted model, not a curated record. Bases 1 to 2706 code for a protein of 901 amino acids. The transcript has 3 exons.